This is a messenger RNA of Epithele typhae, 735 nucleotides long. RefSeq lists its product as uncharacterized. NCBI's taxonomy places the organism in Eukaryota, Fungi, Basidiomycota, Agaricomycetes, Polyporales, Epitheliaceae. The transcript is spliced from 6 exons. The coding region runs from base 1 to 735 and encodes 244 amino acids. The record is from RefSeq and is a predicted model, not a curated record.
AUGAAUGCGGGUGUCCAAGCUCUCGCGUUCGUCUUCAAUCCCUUCUCGCUGUUUCCACCCCCACCUCUCUUUGUUUCCUCCCAAGGCUACCAAAGAAGGACGGCAGCUCAGUGUAGUCCCCACUAUCAACUGGACGCGUAUCCUACCCCGCGCGAACGAGAGGACGUCGCGCCCGCGCUGUGGGCCGCUCUGUGUGUGGCCGAAGCCGCCUGCGAUGUGGGAAAACCGAAAGCGGACUGCGUGGAGCGUACGCGCGCGCUCGUCGCCGCGAAGGAGGAAGAGGUCGGCGGUGCCGUCGAGAUCCGCUUCGACUACAUCAAGAUGAACGACCUCGUUAUCCCGCUCUACCAAUGGCUCGAUCAUGGACCUCUGCCCGAUCCUCAACGGCAUGUUCUCCUUCGUCCUCUUCGGCGAGUCCGUCUCGCUCCCGCGCAUCGUGUGCGACUCAAUUGGAAAUCUGGGAUCAUAAACCUCUCCGAGGACUGGUCCUCGGUGCGCCCGGGCACGACCUUCUUCGCGUCCGAGCUCAAAGUGCUCACCGACCUCUGCGACGAGAUUAUCUCCUUCUCCCCCAGCCACAUAGGCUUCGACUCGUGCGGACGGCUCGUUGACGCGUUACUUCCGCCUGGCCUGGUCGACGAGGUGGUUCGGAAGCGGCUCAUUAGCUGGCUCGACAGCAGCCUGAUCGCAUCCGUCGCCGCACGAGGCAAGGAGCGGGCUCCCGACGCCUGGUGA